UUGAUUGCCUCUUAACAUGCAAACAACUCUGUCCCACUGUGCGGCGCGCGCAAUUCUAUUUUCUCACUUUUCCCGCACCCACUUUCGUGAGUGAAUGCUCUCUCCUAGAACGCAUGCUGAGCAACAUUCAUAUUAAUUUUUCACUUGAAUCAACUUUAUUGCUUUCUUUGUUUGAUUCUGGCAUUUCCUCGUGCAAAACAUCGCCAACCAACCUGCUGCAAUAUAAUGAAUUUUCUUCGAGCAGUGAUAAAAGUUUAAUGAAAUUAAUUAAAUGUGUUAACUUGUGAACUUUGUUAUAAAACAAUAGCAACACGCAAAACGAGCGCAUACGAGGCUAAUCAACAGUUUAGCUCCAAUUGUUAUUGUUAUUGUUAUUGGACGUUGCCUUCGCGGACGCUUCUUAUCACUAGGCUUUUGUGCGCGUUUGUCGAUUGUCGCAGCGCUUUGCAUCGUUCGCGCCACCUCUGCCUCCGCCGCCGGUUCAUUCACUCUUUUGUGUGCAAAUUCUUGAUUUAUUGUCGCGCGAAUUCUCAGCAUCUAAGUAUGUGCGUUUAUUCUCGUUUAGAUUCGCUCAAUUCGCUCAAUUAUACAAGUUGUCAUCGCUAUUGUGCCUAAGUGAAAUUUGUUGUAGCGGUAAUCAAAACAAAAACCGUACAAAUAAAUAAACAACAACUGCAUAUAUACAUACAGUAUAAUUGAAGAAGUGCAGUGCAGCAAUCCGGUUUAGCGCAGAAAUCUAAUAAAAAUGGCAGCAAGUGCGGCGAGCGCCAUCUCUAUGUCACAUUUGGAACUUGGUUCUGAGCAUAGACUUUACGCACGCUUACGCGAGCUUUACGAUUUUUAUCGCCAUCAGUUUGGUGGUGAACCGGAAUUCUUCGUUCGCAUGCCUGGACGCGUCAACAUAAUCGGCGAGCAUGUGGACUACUGCGGCUACCCCGUCUUACCGAUGGCUAUUGAUCAGUGCAUUCUGUUGGCGGUCGGACACGAUGAGGAAAAUACAUUUCUACAGCUACGCAAUGUGGAAACAAAGCGCUACGAAAACUUCAAAUGCGAUUUGAGUGCGCUCAGCAUUGAUUUGCCACAAAAUGGUGCACCGAAAUGGUAUAAUUACUAUCUGUGCGGUGUGAAGGGCAUCUAUGAGCAAAUCCAACAAGCGAACAGUGGUGAAACUAUGCGGCCCAUCGGCAUGCAUGUCGCGUUGAGCGGCAACAUACCGCCAGCUUCGGGUUUGAGCAGCUCCAGCGCACUGGUUAGCGCCGCUGUGUUGGCCACGGCAUAUCUGCACCAAUUGCCUUUGGAACGCAAACAGUUGGCCGCCAUAUCGGCACGCUGUGAACGCUACAUUGGCACACAGGGUGGCGGCAUGGAUCAAGCCAUCGCCUACCUGGCCAAGGCUGGUUGCGCACAAUUCAUCGAAUUCCAUCCGGAGCUGAAUGCCACACCCAUACAGUUGCCGGCUGGUGUGUGCUUCAUUGUGGCCAACAGUCUGGCGGCAAAGAACAAAGCAGCCUCGUCGGAUUUCAAUGAACGCGUAGUGGAAUGCCGCUUGGCUGCGCGCAUUAUUGCCAAGCAUAUGAAGUUCAGCAAUUGGCGUGGCAUGUUGCGCUUUGUGCAGUUGCAAGAGGCGCUGCAUUGCACGCUCGGCGAACUGGAAGAGCUAGUGUUGAAAUGGCUGCCAAAGGAUAUUUACACACGCGCAGAGUUGUGUGCGCGCGAGUUGGAGGUCGACGCUGAGGAAUUCGAGAGGGAAUUUCUCACCAUCAAUACGCGGCACAUGACACAAUUCAAAUUGAAGCAACGCGCUCUACAUGUCAUACAAGAGUCACUGCGUGUGGCGAAAUUUCGCCAAAUAUGCGAGCGCCACCAUAACGAACCGCAAUACAUCUGCAAUGGCGUGAACGGAACGUCAAACGGUAAUGGUGUCAAUGAUGCCAUAAAGCCAUUUACCCUGCUGUCACAAUUGAUGCGUCAAUCACACCAAAGUCUUAAGGAGCUCUACGAGUGUUCGCACACCGAUCUGGAUCGUUUGAUUAGCUUAUCCGAUGAGGCGGAGGUAGGCGCUAGACUCACCGGUGCAGGUUGGGGUGGCUGCGUGGUUGCCUGCUGUGACUCUUUGGAAUCCUCUAAGCAAUACAUUGAAAUGCUUAAAGCGAAUUACUUUAAGCUGUUGCCACAAGAUUUGCUCGAGCGGUAUGGCGCCAAUGACUUCGAUGAUGUUGUGUUCGCCACAUUUCCGGAAAAUGGCGCUGAAAUCUUUCAACUCAACUUUGUGUCUUGUUAAUUGACAAGCGCGUCGUUUUCUGUUGCCAACAGUUGCCAAAAUCUUGCUAGUAAAAAUAUAUAAUAUAUACAUUUUUUAUAUAAUCCUCCAUCCAAUACAGGGUGAUCAAUCAAAUAUGUAAUGAACUGUAAACAAAUCUUUAAUUCUCUUUUACAAGAAAUAGCUAAAUGCAUUUUUAUACGUAAACAUGUAAAAAACAGUAUUGAACUUAAUUAAAGGAAGUUGAGAAAUUUAAUAAAUA
Messenger RNA from Bactrocera tryoni, 2522 nucleotides. It is a transcript of the gene Galk, whose product is annotated as N-acetylgalactosamine kinase. Bases 746 to 2281 code for a protein of 511 amino acids. Lineage: Eukaryota; Metazoa; Arthropoda; Insecta; Diptera; Tephritidae. The transcript has 5 exons. The record is from RefSeq and is a predicted model, not a curated record. Gene Ontology annotation, biological process: galactose metabolic process; carbohydrate phosphorylation. Gene Ontology annotation, molecular function: ATP binding; galactokinase activity. Gene Ontology annotation, cellular component: cytoplasm; cytosol.